Molecule: messenger RNA, 2774 nt
Organism: Amoebophrya sp. A25
Lineage: Eukaryota; Dinophyceae; Syndiniales; Amoebophryaceae
Source: the annotation of a GenBank genome assembly
CGGCUAUACUGAAGUUUAAGGCAACAUGUUCAUAUAAGUACUUGACACAUUUCGAUUGUUUUGCUUUUCGCUUUCGCUCUAUGCGUAUAUGUGUAUAAGCUUUACUUCGGGCUCUUCAAUAGAAGUAUUUCUCAUGUUUCCCUAGUUACCAGUACCACGUGCGCGUUAUUAUAUUCUGCUACAAGUAUGAAGAUUAAUUUGACGACGUUCAGCAUGAGCGUGCUCAUAAUGAUUAAGCCUUGUUAGUCCUCUACUAAGAUCAUGGUUAGCAUGAUGCUCUUCAACUUCACUAGAUUUUUAAGCCUUAUCAAUCCUGUCCACACGCCACAACAUGAUUUUGAUCCAUUGACAUUGAGAGGAGCUGCUCAUGUUCUAAGAGGUGCUGAAAGAUUUGAUUCCGAAGUUCUUAAAGUCCGGGCCGGGGAAAGAGGUGAUCUUGUUUCGCCCUUACUUUAAGGCCAGUCUUCUACCCUUUCGUUGUUGUAUUAACCCACCGGCAGCAGUACGUAGUUACCUAUACAGUGCUGAAGAUAGCCUGCAGUACGUAGUUAUACUCUGAGAUCGUGGAGGACACCGUCGUGCCUCCCCCAAGGAACUGCAACGUUGACGUGGCUUCCAUGAUUUUAUAUAUGUAUCUUCACUCUACACUCAUUCUACAUCAAGGCUCCGCGAGGGAGGCUUGGCUGGAUCAUCGUGGCCUAUAACAGGGCGCGGUCGCCUAGUCCUGGUGGAGCAGGGGCCUAGAUACAUCACAACCAACGUCCAACAUACAGAUACAUUCAUAUUCAUAAGGGGAUUUGAGUGAAAGAUGUAUGAGAUCGUGGGGGACACCGUCGUGCCUCCCACGAUCUCAUGCAUGGAACAAGAAGUGCACUUGCACAAAUCGUCCCGCUUGAUCUUCGCCUCCACGAGGUAAAAAUCCUUCACGAUGGUUGUCUUACCCGUACCCGCUAAAACAGUUUAGUCCUGCUGGUCGUGUCUUUGUACAGUUUACUACAGUCUCCACAUCAGUUGUAGUUGUACCUACAUGCAUGUUGACGACUUGAAUGAGACGACUUGUUGCGCCAUGAUCCUAUGCCUAUGUGAUGGUGAUCCUCUAGCAUCUGAUCCUCUAGCAUAUUGAUAUUUUCGUAUUGUUGUUCUGUCGUCCUCGAUCCUCUAUCUUUUUUUAUUUCUAUCCUGGUGUCCUGUAGUCCCAAGAUGAUCUUGUUUUAUCCUAUCCUGUCCUAUCCCAACUACAUCUACUUGCUUUAUCUUCGUCCUAUCCUCGUAGGCUAAGCGGCUAAACCCUAAACCCUUAUAACAGGUCGUACUAGGUUGCUCCCUCCACCCAGUGGUGUAUGCAAAGGUCGAUAUCUAAGACUUGUGCUGACGGUGCAAGAACUGCUGGCGAUCCUUUGGUCAAGACCGGUCGUGGCCAAUUUAAGGCUGCCCCUAAACAUAAUUCAUCUAUCUUCGGACGCAUCUUGGCGGGUAUACUUAUACAUAGAUACCUCCCGAGUGGUAUACUUAUAAGUAGAAGAUAACACUACUACUACUAGUACUAAUACUUCUUGGAGCUGCUCUGCCUGUCUUAUCAAGGAGAAAGAAGCAUCCACUUCAGGAUGCAUCUUAAAAUGAAGAUAAUCCAUCUUCGGACGCUUCUUGAUGUGAGACACGGUGUCUCAUAUAAUCAAGGAAAAUGAGAAAGAAGCACCAGCACAAUGAUGCACCUCUGUUGAAGAACAAGAUGCAUUUAUAAAUAUGGGAUCUCACUCUAACAGAAAUGCGAGACCAAAAGAAACGCAGCUUAGAUGUGAAGUGGCCAGCGAACAGGAGAGAUUCCUCAGGUUGCUCAGUAACGCACUGAAAGUAAGCGCCGACGGAGAUGGAAUCAUCAUUAUGUUGUGUAUCUUGCCAACUAAUCGAAAAUAAAACUUAAAGUAGACAAAGAAAUAUGCGAGUAACGAACACAAAUAUGGCCGAGUGUCGGAGAUUGUUAUAAUCUCUGCUACUCCGUUAUAUCAGUUCUUUAGUGAAUACAACUUGAUAAGCAGCUCUUGAGCAAACUCUUGCUAGGCAGUGCCUUAUAUAUAUGCAUGCAUAUUUAUUUAUACACACACACCCGAAGUUCAAGUUGGUGCAACUUAUGGCAUUUUUACUCAUGCCCAUCACAUCAGUAAUCGUGGUUCUACUCGAACCCGAUUCGCCCCACCCGGUGCGGCCUGGCCGCGGUGUGGUGGACCCUCAACCUUAGCCUUAACCCAAUGCUCGCUAAUGAUUCGCCAGGCAUGUCGGAUCACACUAGUUGGAGUGAAGAGUCGCCGAAAGCAAGUAUGGAUAAGGUUUUUUUUCUCCCAUCUUAUUUAACAGAUGACCAUGGUCCUCGUCGAGGCUGAUCGAUGCCCCUUUUGGGUCCCUUGAUGAAAGAACUGUAUAAGUACUUAGUUUAGAAGUAGUUAAGGGGGGCCUCGAACUUGAUGGUAUGCAUCUAGAGGGGAGAAAAAGCGCCAUUCAUAGCAAGCGCGAGCGGUACUAUUGCGGGGGGAAGUUACAGUCAGUGGUCGUCAGCAGGAAUGACAGUGUAUGAUGCCGCGCACCACUCAUUGAGAACGAAGAUAUGGGAAUGUCGUUCCAUCUAAGAAAGAAAGGCCCAAAGAGGGGGAACGACAUUCCCCUACGUAUGGACAUUCUCAAUGAGUGGAAGCAUUCAGAAGAUAGGAUUAGGACGCAGCGGAUCGGAGGUUGAUCUGGGAUCUUCUGUCAAUAUUAAGGGGAAACUCAUGAAUGCAUGA